AGGUGAGGGGCCGGGAGCCCCGGGGGAACUCUCCUUAGUCUGUGGAGCUCCACUGCAGUUCGUGCCAGGUGGAAUGUUUCACAGGCACAUGGUUUAUACAGCUCAAAAUAACUUGGGACCUGCGAGCUGACAAAUGCUCUGGCUCCGGUGGUGACAGGUUGUCCAGCUUCUUACAGCCAUCUUCACUGAAGCUGAGGUUAACUCCUCACUCUCUAUGGACGGCCACUGUCUAUUUCCAAGGGCGUGAAGAAUUCUCUUUUUCUCCUGUGCUUUCAUCUGAAAGUUCUCCUCGGAUAUUAUCAUCACAGUGGAGUGCCUGAGCUGAACAUCCUCAUCUGGGUCAACUAAAAAAAGAAAGCAUGCAAGACGACAGCAUGGAAGCUUCUACUUCCAUUUCUCAGCUUCUGAGAGAGAGCUAUUUAGCAGAAACUAGACAUCGGGGAAACAAUGAGAGGAGUCGAGCAGAACCUUCCUCCAACCCUUUCCAUUUUGGCAGUCCUUCUGGAGCUGCCGAAGGAGGAGGCCAAGAUGACCUUCCAGAUCUUUCAGCCUUUCUGAGCCAAGAAGAAUUGGAUGAAAGUGUCAAUCUGGCAAGAUUGGCCAUCAAUCACGACCCUUUGGAGAAAGCAGAUGAAGCUCAAAUUAGAAAACAUCUUUCUUCUGAUCCGAUGAAGCACUCACCAAAAUCAAGUUUUGACCCUAACUUCUGCCAGGAUAACUCUCGAAGUGCUACCAGCUCUAAAGAGAGCCCCCAGGAGACAAAAAGGCCGCAGUAUAGUUCUGAAACCCAGUCCAAAAAAGUAUUCUUAAAUAAGGCUGCCGAUUUCAUUGAAGAGCUGUCCUCCCUUUUCAAAGCCCAUAGCUCCAAAAGGAUUAGACCUCGUGCCUGCAAAAACCACAAGAGUAAAUUGGAAUCUCAAAAUAAAGUUAUGCAGGAAAACAGCUCCAGUUUCUCAGAUCUAUCAGAAAGACGAGAAAGAUCUUCUGUUCCCAUCCCUAUCCCUACAGAUACUAGGGAUAAUGAAGUGAAUCAUGCUCUUGAGCAGCAGGAAGCGAAGAGGCGAGAAGCUGAGCAGUCUGCCAGUGAGGCAGCUGGUGGAGACACCACCCCAGGGUCUUCACCUUCAUCUUUGUAUUAUGAAGAGCCUCUGGGGCAACCUCCCCGGUUCACUCAAAAGUUACGGAGCAGAGAAGUUCCAGAAGGAACCAGAGUACAGUUGGAUUGCAUAGUGGUAGGAAUUCCACCACCUCAAGUAAGGUGGUACUGUGAAGGCAAGGAGCUUGAAAAUUCCCCAGACAUUCACAUCAUCCAGGCAGGAAAUCUGCACUCACUGACCAUUGCUGAAGCCUUUGAAGAGGACACAGGACGCUAUUCCUGUUUUGCUUCUAACAUCUAUGGGACAGACUCAACUUCUGCUGAGAUUUAUAUAGAAGGGGUUUCUUCUUCUGACUCAGAAGGGGACCCUAACAAGGAAGAGAUGAAUCGAAUCCAGAAGCCAAGUGAGGUGUCAUCCCCUCCCACUACCUCUGCAACCAUUCCUUCAGCAGUACCCCAAGCCCAGCAUGUGGUGGCCAAGCCCAGUGUGUCAACCAUCCAGCAGUGUCAGAGCCCCACCAACUAUUUGCAAGGAUUGGAUGGAAAACCUAUCAUUGCAGCUCCUGUGUUUACAAAGAUGUUACAAAAUUUAUCAGCCUCUGAGGGUCAGCUCGUUGUCUUUGAAUGCAGAGUAAAAGGAGCUCCAUCUCCUAAGGUUGAGUGGUACAGAGAAGGGACCUUGAUAGAAGAUUCUCCAGAUUUUAGGAUUUUACAGAAAAAACCCCGAUCCAUGGCAGAGCCAGAGGAGAUCUGCACUUUGGUCAUUGCUGAAGUAUUUGCAGAAGACUCUGGGUGCUUCACGUGUACUGCAAGCAACAAGUACGGCACCGUGUCCAGCAUUGCACAGCUGGAUGUAAGAGGAAAUGAAGACGUCAGAAAUAAUGGGUCUCUUCACUCAGCCAGCUCCACCACCAACCUGGCUGUUAUUGAGCAACAGCCAUCCUCACCCAACCCAGAGCCUCCUUCUGUGGAACAACCCCCGAAACCCAAACUUGAAGGGGUUCUGGUGAACCACAAUGAGCCCCGGUCCAGCUCAAGGAUUGGGCUCCGUGUGCACUUCAACCUGCCUGAAGAUGACAAAGGAAGUGAAGCAUCCUCUGAGGGCGGCAUGGUGACCACCAACCAGAUCAGGCCCGAUUCUUUCCAGGACAGAUUCAAUGGACAGGCAGCAAAAAUCUCUGAGCCUUCUUCACCUGUCAAAGAGCCCCCUCCAGUUCUGGCCAAACCCAAACUCGAUUCCAGUCAGUUACAACAGCUUCACAACCAAGUCUUACUGGAACAACAGCAGCUGCAGAACCCACCUCCUUCAUCUCCUAAAGAGCUCCCCUUCAACAUGAGUGUUUUGAACUCCGUGGCUCCUCCAACAGUGACAAUGUCCAGCAAGCAGAUGAAGGCCCCUUCACAGACAUUCAGCUUGGCCCGGCCAAAGCAUUUCUUUCCCUCCAUGAGUACCACUGCAGCAGCCGUGUCCCCUUCCAGCUCUCCAGUGUUCACCCUGAGCAGCACUCCUCAAGCCAUUCAGAGGACAGUGAGCAAAGAAAGCCUCUUACUCUCUCACCCCUCUGUGCAAACCAAACCUCUAGGAGGGUUUUCUAUCCAAAAUGAGCCAGCCCCUCCAGGUCCAAUAGAACCAGCACGACCGCCACUCACAUUUUCCGUCUCCAGUGGAAACCAGUUUCAGCCCCGCUGUGUAUCCCCAACUCCUGUCUCUCCCACCAGCCGGAUUCAGAACCCAGCGGCUUUCCUCAGCUCUGUUCUACCUUCUCUCCCUGCCAUCCCACCCACCAAUGCCAUGGGGCUGCCUAGAAGCGCACCAUCUGUGCCAUCCCAGGGACUAAUGAAGAAAAAUACAAAGUCUGCCCAACCAGUGAGUGAUGAUUACAUUCGUGAAGCUAAGAAUGCAGUGAUUCUAGACUUGGGGAAAAAAAUGAAUUUCAGUGAUGUCAGAUCAAACCAGCAGGAGUACAAAAUUUCAAGCUUUGAGCAGAGGCUGAUGAAUGAAAUAGAGUUUCGUUUGGAACGUACCCCUGUUGAUGAAUCAGAUGAUGAAAUCCAACAUGAUGAGAUCCCCACGGGCAAGUGUAUUGCUCCCAUCUUUGACAAAAGACUCAAGCACUUCCGUGUCACAGAAGGCUCUCCAGUCACAUUCACCUGCAAAAUUGUUGGGAUACCUGUUCCAAAGGUUUACUGGUUCAAAGAUGGGAAGCAGAUUUCAAAGAGAAAUGGGCGUUGCAAAAUGAGGCGAGAAGAAGAUGGGACAUGUUCUCUGCACAUUGAAUCUACCACCAGCGAUGACGAUGGCAACUACACCAUCAUGGCUGCCAACCCCCAGGGGAGAAUCAGCUGUUCUGGCCACUUGAUGGUACAAGGUUUGCCCAUUCGCAGUCGACUAACGUCCGCUGGUCAGUCUCACAGAGGAAGGUCCCGAGUGCAAGAAAGAGACAAAGAGCCCCUGCAGGAGCGCUUUUUCCGACCACAUUUCCUGCAGGCUCCUGGGGAUCUGGUGGCUCACGAGGGGCGCCUCUGUCGGCUGGACUGUAAGGUGAGUGGCUUACCACCCCCAGAGCUGACGUGGCUGCUCAAUGGCCAACCUGUGCUACCAGAUGCCUCCCACAAGAUGCUGGUCAGGGAGACCGGAGUCCACUCUCUGCUCAUUGACCCACUCACUCAACGCGAUGCAGGGACCUAUACAUGCGUUGCUACCAACAAAACCGGACAGAAUUCCUUCAGUCUGGAGCUCACUGUAGUAGCCAAAGAGGUGAAGAAAGCGCCGGUUAUCCUGGAGAAACUGCAGAACAGCGGGGUUCCCGAAGGGCACCCGGUGAGGCUGGAGUGCCGUGUGAUAGGCAUGCCACCACCUGUGUUCUACUGGAAGAAAGACAAUGAGACCAUCCCUUUCACCAGAGAGAGGAUCAGUAUGCACCAGGACGCAACAGGGUAUGUCUGCCUCCUCAUCCAGCCAGCCAAGAAAUCAGACGCUGGGUGGUACACGUUGUCAGCCAAGAAUGAAGCAGGCAUCGUGUCAUGCACUGCCAGGCUGGAUAUAUACGCCCAGUGGCACCAGCAGAUCCCACAGCCCAUGUCCGUCCGGCCCAGUGGCAGUCGCUAUGGAUCUCUCACCAGUAAAGGACUUGACAUUUUCUCUGCCUUCUCUUCCAUGGAAAGCACAAUGGUGUAUUCAUGCUCUUCUCGGAGUGUAGUGGAGAGUGACGAACUUUAAGAAUGUCUGGGUGCCUGCUGUGUAAGGGGGCAGACUGUGGAGGGGGAAGGAGGACAAGCCAGACACGGUGGUUUCCAAGCAACUGGAUUUGAGUAAGUUCCCAUGCUGCUGGACCUGUGGCAAGGAAUGCUUUGAAUAAGUCAGCUAGGGACUCUUGCAGUCUUGGCUGAGGGAGAGAUGGAGGGCUGUGCCUUUUAAAGAUUCCAACAAAAAGUGAGAAUACAAUACAGAUGAACCAAAGAUGUCAUGCAGCUGCCAUCCACUGCUUUGGGAAAAAGCUAACAUGCUCCCCUGCCCCCUGCUGUGUUAGGGAUGUUUAGGCCCUUUUAGGGGCAAUUAGGGGCCAUAGGCUCGGGCUGAGAGGAGUUAGACAGUAGUGACCUUAGGUAUCACUAACUCAGCGGACAAUGCAAAGGCGAAAAGUGGGGAGGUCUGCAUCGCCUUUCAUUGAUUACAUCCAUAGCAGUGGUUUUUGUGGAUUCAUUAAAUCAGCUUGAACUUAGCAUUUAGAGAUGCAACUGAUAUAUGUGGAGAAGCACUUUUGAUUUGUUUAUCCUGGGUGUACUGAGCCACACAAUAAGGUGCCAAAAUGUGCUUGAGAUGCAAAAAGUUCAUUGAAACACUCAAUAUUGCACAGUGCACUUAUUCUGUAGCCCCACCAACCUGUCUGUCCAUUUUCUUUUGGAUACGAUGGUGAGUGGUUUCUCUUUCCGACUUAUUAUAUCCCUAGACUCUAGAACUAAAAGUUUGUUAAUAAACCAACCAGAAAGAAGUCUUCUACAGGGUCACUUUUAAAACUACUAGCUUCAAUUGCCACUUGCAAUAUAUGCGCGAGUCAUCAUCAUCUUCCCACAAAAUACUGACCCUCCUGCUCCUCCCUUCUCCCUGAAAGUCUGGAGUGCAUGAGGCAGUGAGGAAGGAAGAGAUGCAAACAAGGAGAGAGGUGAUAGGAGAGUCUUGUUUUUCACUUGCCCCAGCAAAGCAGUGGUUGUGAAAGGAGAGGUCUUUAAGAGUUGUGGACUGCUUUGAUAUCAUUACUGAAAUUGCAUUUUCUACAUAGAAAAUGUUAUGCUAGCUGAGAAAAUGGGAGGAAUGCGGAGUAUGCAUCUUUAUUCUAACUCACAAAUUCAAAAUUGGUGCCUCUCAAUUUCUGGAAUUUUUAGACUUAAACUCACUGCGAUAUCCCCAGUGCCUGGAUGAGUGCUUAGCACACAGUAGACAUUCAGUAGAUAUUUGUUAGAUGAAUGAAUCUUGUAGUAGAAAGAGAAUCUACAAUUCACACAGCAGUGCAAAAAUUGCCCUAGGAAUUGUCACCACAGCAUGGUUUGCUCCAGAUUCACCAGUGAAAUGAAUUGGAGGUGGCUGUUUCCGACUCCCUGUGGGCAGGUCUCUGGUGGUCUCUGAGCCAGGCACCCUCUCCUGGCAUCUUACUCAAGCGAACAAGUAGUAAUUGCUUAGAAAGGCUUGAAACUUUCUUCACUUCAAGGCAAGGAUUUCCAGUAUAAAAAUAAAUUCAUUCACUCAAAAAAUAAUUUGUGUUUCUACUCUGUAUAAGAUGCUAUGCUGGAGACCAUGGGUGACACAAAGAUAUGAAUAAAACACAGUCCCGUCCUCAGUGAGCUCACAAUCUAGAAGGAGAGGUAAAAUACAAGGCAUGUAGAGUCUGCUUCUCGGGGCAAAAAUCUAUUCUUUAUCAAAUAGAAGUUUCCAGUACUCUUCAUCCUAUAUUUUUCAUGACUCUAAAAUCAUCUUAUUUUCAAUCUUUAUUUCUUAAUGAAAAAAAUGCGAGAGGUUACAUUCUUAAGAAAUAAAGGUUUCAGUCAAUUAUUUAACAGAAUUAUUAGUUUUUUUACUUUUUCAUGUAUGCAGGAACAAUAGUAAAAAUAUAUGCAACUGUAAUGAAACAGAAUGCAUUUCGUACAGAACACAUCCUAUAAAAUGUUCUUUUUGCUAUUGACUUUAUUAUGAACUCUCUUUAUGACCAGAGCACUUUCUAAUUCUAGGAUUGCUUCUCCACAGUUGUACACCAAUCUUCUCCUUACAUCUAUUUGUAUAAACUCUAGACAGUUCUUCUAUUGAACUGUCUGGAUGAAGAAAGGAUAUUCUUCAUCUCUGUAUGUCUUACCUUUCUAAGUAUUUUUUACCUGUUGUCUAGUGUUCAACACAGAACAAAGGUAAAUAUUAUAUUUGAACACUAGGUGGAGCUGUCCAACCUAAAAUAUAGCAAACCUAAAAAUUCCUGAAAUGUGAACUAUUGGAUUUUGUUAAAGCAGGGUUUCUCAACCUCAGCAUUAUUGACAUUUUGGGCUGGAUAAUUCUUUGUUGUGGAGGACUGUCCUGCACAUUGUAGGAUGUUUAGCAGCAUCCCUGGCCUCUACCCACUAGAUGCCAAUGACAUAGCAGCCACUCUCCUGGUUGUCUCUCUAGGCCAGGCCACCCGACGUGUCUCCAGCCAUUGCCAUAUGUUUCCUGGGAGACGGGAUCUCCCCUUAUUGAGAGCCACUGUGUUGAACGAAUCAAUGCCCUGCUUUAAGAAUGCUCUUGGAAUUCAAUUACAAUGAGGAAUACUAAUACAAGAAAUUUUAGUUCCGCUGGAUAUAUUUGGACUCAACGUAUCCAAAAUCAGAUUCAUCAUCUUCCCUUUCAUAAACAUUCUUCAGCGUGGUUUAAUGAUUUCUAUUAAUGGCACCAUCACUUUCCUAGUUAUCCAAAUAAAAAGCAUCCAAGUCAUUUUUUUGCUUCCUCUAUCCAAUCAAUCAACAAAUCCUGUUCAUUCUAACUCUACUAUUUCUUUUAUAUUCAGGCCUUCUUUUCCAUCCCCAUCCAUUCCAAUUCACCAGUUCAGACUUUCAUUACUUUCUUAAUUUCCCUCAGUACUUCCGACUUCAACCAUAAUAAGAGACUAAGUGGUCUUCUGGCCUCUAGUUCCACUGUUUCUCCCCACUUGAAUCUAGCCUGGAUCUCAGCAUCAGAUCAUUCUUCCUGAAGUACUGCUCCAAUCAUAUCAUUCCCCAAUUUUAAACCCCCCGUGGCUCCUUGGAGCCAAUCCAGGUACCUGCUGUUCUGCCCUGUGGUAUUCAAGGCAAGUCAAUAUGCUCCCAAAGCUUUUCAUCCGCUGCUCAGAAAACACACCUAGUGCACCAGCAAAUUUAAGAUAAGCCCCUGCUUUCCAGCUACAGUCCACUCUUUGCCUCCAUCAGGAAGGCUCUCUCCCCAGUCUCUGCCUACGGAAACCUUAACUGUUCCUUACAGUCCAUCUCCAAUGCUACUGACUCUGAAAUAUUUUCUUAUCCCCCAGACCUCAAUCAAAUAUAAUUCUACUUUCUUUGAAAGCUUACAGCAAAUUUCUUGAGGCUGGAAGAAGAGAAGUUUACUUUGUACAGUAUUUUAUAUAAAACACAGCCUCUAUAUACCUGCCUGUCCCUCUGCUCACACUAGCCCAGUCUUGCCUGCACUAGAUUUUAGCUACUUCUUAGUAAGGACUGUGUCAGAAGUUUGCCAUGUGCCUUAUACAGAGUAAGCACUCAAUAAAUAUUUAUCGACCUAAAUUGAACUUAAAAAUUCUAUGUAAGUCAGUGUGUUUUUAUACAAAGUGAAUUGAAUUUGGAGCAGUGGUUCUUAACCUCGGCUACACAUUACAAUCUCCUGGGGAGCUUUGAAAAAUCCCGAUGUCCAGGCCACAACCCCAAAUCGGUGAGCUCUGGGGUCGUGGCACAGACAUGAGUAGUUUUUAAAGCUUCCCAGGUGAUUCCAAUGAGCAGCUGAGGUUGAAAAAAAUCAUUUUAUUACCAUGAUUUGAUCACACAAGCUACCCAGCAAGGUCCAAAGGGGUUGCAGACGGCAUAAGGCCAUACUGCUGGCCUGGAUGAAGAGCGUACCCUCCCUUUUUGCACAUGCAGUGCGUGCCUGGGAAGUAGAAACAAACACGCCCUUUAGCCUUGUUAGACCCUACUAUUUUGCUCUACACUCAUUAAACAUAGAGCAUUCAUGAAGGCCCCAGAGUAAGCUCAAAAACCUGCAAAAAGGCACUGGGGGAAGAGGGAGGUCGGUGCAGCUCUUCUGGCCCUUUGUUUCAAAAAGCAGCCCAGAUCCCAAAAGUACCCUUCUCUCCAAACAACUAAAGGUUUUUCAUAACUUGAUUAGCCAUGGAAACGGGGAUCAGAGGGAAAAUGGAGAAAGAAAACAUACCAUUAAAACCAAACUGCUUUGUGGCCGGCCAGUGGCGCAGUGGUUAAGUUCGUGCGCUCCACAUCUGUGGCCCAGGGUUCGCAGGUUUGGAUCCUGGGCGCAGAUCCAGCACCACUCAUCAAACCACGCUGUCGCAGCACCCCACGUAAAAUAGAGGAAGGUUGGCACAGAUGUUAGCUCAAGGUCAAUCUUACACACACACACACACACACACGCACACAAACCAAACCGCCUUUUGGAAACAUAGCACCCUUCAGCAAAGUUAGGUUUUAAUCUGAAUUGCCAAAUAGUGGGACUGGUUUGAAUACAUCUUUCUCAUUUUAUUCCUCACUUAACUUUUCUAGGCAUCCAAUGAGAAAUUAAAUGGUUAGGAGACAAGCAGUUGGGUAGAGCCAGAGGUCUGAAUGAGACAGCAUGGAGAAUAAUUCCCAGGGGAGUCAAAGCUGACUUUUGUGACAACAGGUUAAUUUGGAUAUUCCUCAAAUGAUAAAUGGGUUGCCAUCUAGAUGUUCACUGUAAAUUUGUUGUUUAAAACUCAGAAUAUAUUUCCUCACAUAUCCACAUCACCCAAUGCUAGAUUCCCAAGUGAACCCAAAAGAAGUCUGUUUAAUUCAUGACUGAGUUACAGUAUCUAUUACACUAGAUUGGGUUAUAACCCCAAGAACAGGGAUCUAGGCAAAGCAGCCAAUAGGAAAAGAAAGACUACUUUCCCCUCCUUUUUUGUGUCUAUGAUGUGUCAAAGCUGGAGUGAUUAUGGUCCUUUCUGCAUCUAUCCCCUGUUCCAUGUUUUUCUCCCCAGAUGCCCUGUGCCCCGUGUUCUGUAAUCCCUGCUGUAACCCAUCCCUUCACACCCCUUCCCCACGGCCUGCCAGCAUGCUUCAUGCUCCAAAAUAACCUAACUCCAGUUCCAUGCAUCGUGGCUCGUUGUCCAGAAGAAAGCAGUCCAAUUGAACAAAUUCUGAAUGCCUGAGAGUCUUUUAACUUCACAGAGGCGCUGCAUUUUUUAAAGCAGUUGCAUUCUUACUCCUGUCAACUUCCAAUUGAUAGAAUUCCUGGCAAAGUUAAAAAAAAAAAAAGGCUAUGAAGAGAGGUCUAGAAAACUGACUGGGUCACACACCCAAGUUGUUCUUGUUGAUCACAGCCUCCCCCUGUCCUCCUCUUCCUCACACACUCCCAAACUACUUUCCAAGCUGAGCUCCUGGACUGUGUAUACGAGCUAUUUAUAAGCUGGUUGUAAACUCAAAGGCAAAUUUACUCAUGACCAUUAUUCAAGGUCACUUCCAGAGUCUUUGGGUAACCUGGACUCAAAGUAUUUCUGCUGAAGGUUGAGUUGAAAAUCAACGUGCCUUACCAGUUGAACAGUUACUUAGAUUGCAAUAGGGCUUUUUGGAGUCCUUUUCACCACUAAUUGCCUUUUCUAGUUUUAAGCGGAUCAAUAUUUCAGAAAGUUAAUUAAUGAAGCAUUGUUUGAAGAAUGUCAAGCAUCUUGUAAACUUUGACAAUGCAGUGGUCAUCAGUAUGCUAAAAAAGUUGCCAAUACCAUGUUUUUAAAAAUCUGUGCAGCGCAAAAAAAAAUUGCAUAUUUGUUAAAAGUAUGUUUGUCUCUUAUUUCUGUCUAAUUACAUUAGUUAGCAUACUUGGUAUUACAAAAUCAUAAACAGGCUGCCUUUUGUUAACACGUAAAUGAUGGCCACGCCACACUCUGAAGAGCAAUAGCCUUGAAACUGCAAGGAAUAGAGAAAGAACGCACUUUUCAAUCCUCUGAGAAUUGUGCCAGAAAUGCUGAGAAUAAGCAUAAAGAAAAUAGCUGUACUGUGGAGGAAUACAAAUACUAAUUUGCCAGAAGAUUUUAACAUAAAAGUGAAUAGAAAAUGUUUCCCUAAUAACAAAAUUUAAAAUAUUUCAACAUUAUUUGACAAUAAAUAUUUUAAGGCUGAAAUAAAUGUAUAUUUCUCUUUAAAAUGCAGAAAACAGCUUAGUUUCCAAGUUUACUUUUUGAUGAUGAUAGGAGCAAUUUUGUAAUGUACAAAUUGAUACUUAAAAAUGAUUUUUAAAAAUUAUUCUUAUUCAAAUUGUAUAAAUUACUACAUGAGUUAUAACCUGGUUAAAUAUCUCUAGAGUAACAGAAAGAUAAUUAGGGUUUGGUCUUCCUAAAACAUCAAACAAAUCCAGUAGACUUCUCAUAGAAUGUUCUUUAACUUUCCAAGAAAUUCAUUCAGCCUCCUAAUUGAAAACAGAGACACAUUAAAAAAUAAGACUUAAAGAUGAGAAAGAUGCUUGACCAGCGGAGUGGAGAGCUGGACCAGUUUAGAUUGGAAAUAAAUGGAGGUCCAAGUAUAGUUUUGUUAGAAUAAGAGGUGUUUUAAAACCAGGAGAAACAGGAGUUAUUUUCGUAUAGUAUGGGAAGAGUGAAUUGCUUGAUGUCCCAAAAUUACAAAGAACCUGUUUCUACACAGAUCCAGUGAGUUAUCUACAAACUAGAGGCAGACUCUUGUAAUUUCCCCACAAUUAGUGGUCCAAGAAUCCAGUGAACUAAUUUAUACUAGUAUUGACUAUGGUGGUCACACUACUAAAAGAUUAGUAAACACCUGUAUGUACAUAGUUUAAAUGGUUUUCCUGUGUAUUUUAGGGAGAGUUAAAAUCCUGAAAUAAUUCAAAUGAGAUCAUUUGAAUGCAACUGUAUUUUUUAAUACAUAUUGGUAAAUUAAAUUUUAUUUUUUCAGUAUUUUGAUUUCAGAGACAACUUAUCCUCUUUUCUGAUUAAUUUUCACUUAAUUUUUGCUAUCUUUAGUAUUAAGUUUCUUGGCUUACCUUUCUCCCCCAUUACCUCCCUGUUGAGAUAAAAAUUUGUAAAGUAUUUAACAGCAUUAGGAGAGCUCUCUAUUUCUAGGAAUUCUUAGGUGAAUUUCUAGGUGAAUUCUUAGGUGAAUUCCUAGAAAUAAGGGGGAUUUUAAUAACUCAGAUGAAUUUCAGACACAUCCUCUAAUUUUUCUAUAACUCUGGGGUCUCUGUUUCUUCAUCUAUAAAAUAAGCAAAAUACUUGAGCAUUUCCGAAGAUGGAAGGUAAGAUAAAUAAAUAAAUAUUUAUGAAAAGUUUACUUCAGAGACCCUAAAAAAAAGCGGUAGAAGGUGUUUUUUUUCCCCCAAGGAAAAUGUUAAAAAUACUUUUCUCCAAAGUAAGUGGUUAAUUUGUUUUAAAAACUCUCAUUUCUUUCCUACCCCACUACUUCAUUUUUCCUUAGAAGGAUGGUACACACUGAUGGAAUUUCUUCCAAGAUGGCAGGCAGUUAAAAAAAAAAAUCUAGAGGAAAAUCAAAUGAAUUCAAGAAAUAUCCUAUCUGCAUUCUGCAGGCAGAUUCCAGGGAAACUUAUUUCGACCCAGGCAGAAUACCCUAAGGGAACUCUGACUCCCGCGUCUAUGAUUGAAGCUGGUGGAAAUAAUGACUCCACAGGGCACGGAGAAAUAGCAAGGAAGUCCUGUCUUCUCUUUUGACUUAGGCAGUUCAGGGCAAUUCCAUUUUACUGGUCCAGACCGUAAUGAAGAAGCGUUCCAUGCUAGCAUGUCAGUGGCCUUACACCAAAAUGAAUCAACUUUAGGAUAACAGAUAGAUAUAGACUUUCAAAAACGAGCAUAUCCUUUGGUCUCUGUUUCUGCAUUCUUAGCUACAGCAAGUCUGAAUUCAACCCUGAAGAUUCAUGUCAGCCAUGGGGACUGACAAAAGACGUGCUUGUGCCUGAAGGCAUGUGCACACACACACACACACAAACACACACUUCAAGUAAGGAGUCAUGGAGCAUCCAUAGCUAACUUAAUUCAAACCGAAUCAAGUGACCCCUUUUAUGCAUUUCCUUUCUCUUCCUGCAUAAGUUCUUUCCACUUGAAAACACACCAGGCCCCAGAAAGCUCACAAACAUGGUAUGCUUCCAUCUUAGGAAGCUUGAGUCAACUUAUUUUCUAAAGUCCUUUUUUGGUUAUUGAAAUCCUAAUGGAAAAACCAUUAAGAUAGCCAUUUUGAAAUGCGUGAAUUACAUAAACUGUAUAUUUUGCCUCUAUUGCUAGGAAGCAAUUAAUGCAUCUCGGCUUUUAUUCCUGUUCCUCUGCAUUGUGCAUGUUAGACAUUCUGUGGAACUGAAAACCAGUGAUCACUUAAGCCAAAACGUUUGUGAGCAUAAACUGUGUCUUUCUUCAGGAGGUAUAUGGCACUGUAUUCUGGUAGACCACGUCAUCUCCAUGACACCCUUUGCUGUUUCCUAGUCGUGCUUUCUUAAAGAUUUGUUAGAGGUUGUGUUUUGUUUGGAAACUUUGCAAUUAGAAGAAAAGAAGGAAUUAAGAGUCAGUAUUUAAUUCAAACUGGAUGUUUAAAAAAGCAAUUUAGAGGAUAUGAUGGACUGUUUCUUUAUUCAUUAAAUAAAAUUUUAUUUAUUCUCAA
Molecule: messenger RNA, 12934 nt
Organism: Equus quagga
Lineage: Eukaryota; Metazoa; Chordata; Mammalia; Perissodactyla; Equidae
Gene: MYPN
Product: myopalladin
Exons: 21
Coding region: 360-4316 (1318 amino acids)
Biological process (GO): dendrite self-avoidance; axon guidance; homophilic cell-cell adhesion
Cellular component (GO): axon; plasma membrane
Molecular function (GO): cell-cell adhesion mediator activity
Source: RefSeq, a predicted model, not a curated record